Panicum virgatum (switchgrass) is the source of this 1786-nucleotide messenger RNA. Its product is annotated as hydroquinone glucosyltransferase-like. The record is from RefSeq and is a predicted model, not a curated record. NCBI's taxonomy places the organism in Eukaryota, Viridiplantae, Streptophyta, Magnoliopsida, Poales, Poaceae. Bases 1 to 1500 code for a protein of 499 amino acids. Gene Ontology annotation, molecular function: UDP-glycosyltransferase activity. The transcript has 4 exons.
AUGGAGUCGUCGGCUAGCACGGUCGCUGUCUCGCCGCGGCCGCACGUCAUGCUGGUCGCCAGCCCCGGCACCGGCCACCUCAUCCCGAUGACCGAGCUCGCUCGGCGGCUCGUCGCGCACCACAGCCUCACCGCCACGCUCGUCACCUUCACCGACCAAUCGGCGCCGAACGCCCACUCCGCCGUCCUUUCGUCCCUCAGCGCCACCCAAGUCUCCGCCGUCGCUCUCCCCGCCGUCGCCCUCGACGACCUCCUCUCUGACGCCCACAUCGGGACCUCCGUGCCCAUCUCCAUCCCGCACCUCCGUGCCCUGCUCCGCGACAUCACCUCCGCCGCCCCGCUCGCCGUGCUGGUGCCGGACUUCUUCGGCUCCACGUUGCUGCCCCUCGCCGCCGAGCUCGGCGUCCCGGCCUACAUCUUCUCGCCCAGCAACCUCAGCGUGCUCGCCCUCAUGCGCAACGCUGUGGAGCUCAACGAUGGGGCUGCUUCCGGCUGCAUGAUUGCAUCUAAUCCGAUCUUGACCGAGGUCAAUAAUUCCAACACCGGCGAGUACCGUGACCUCCCGGACGUUCUCCGGCUUCCCGGGGGCGUGCUGCUGCGCCGCGAGGACUACACAGACAAUUUCAAGAACAGCAAGGAACCGAUCUACGCGCACGUCAUCGAGGAGGGCCGCCGGUACCGCGCGGCCGACGGCUUCCUGGUGAACUCCUUCCACGAGAUGGAGCCCGGCAGCGUGGAGGAGUUCAAACAAGCGGUGGAGCAAGGUACGUUCCCGCCUGUUUACCCUGUGGGGCCGCUCAUCCGUCCAUGCUCCGACGAAGAUGACGCGUCGGCGUGCUUGGACUGGCUGGAUCGCCAGCUAACGGGAUCCGUGGUGUACGUCUCCUUUGGGAGCGCCGGCGCGCUGUCCGUGGAGCAGACGGCCGAGCUCGCCGCCGGGCUGGAGGGCAGCGGGCACAGGUUCCUCUGGGUCAUGCGCAUGCCAAGCCUGGACGGAGGUAACGACAAGGACGACCCGCUGGCCUGGCUUCCCGAGGGGUUCUUGGAGCGGACGAGCGGCCGUGGCGGCGUGGGCGCCGCAGGUGCGGUGCUCUCCCACCCCGCGACGGCGGCGUUCGUGUCGCACUGCGGCUGGAACUCGACGCUGGAGAGCGUGGCGUCCGGCGUGCCGAUGGUCGCGUGGCCGCUGUACGCGGAGCAGAGCACGAACGCCGCGCCCGCGCUCCUGUCGGAGAACGUGGCGCUGCGGCUGCGCGCGACGCGGGCGGACGGGCUCAUCGCGCGCGAGGAGAUCGCGGCGGCCGUGCGGCAGGUGAUGGGUGGGGAGGAGAAGGGGCGCACCGUGCGCCGCCGGGCCGGGGAGCUGCAGCGGGCGGCGGCGCGGGCGUGCGUGCCCGGGGGGUCGUCCUGGCAGAUGCUGGAGGAGGUCGCCGGCAAGUGGAAGGCGGCGGCGCUUGGCAGGCAGAAGCGGCAGAAGACUUGCAAGCGCAGAGACAAGUGAUCGUCGAUGUGCAUGGAUCAUCGACUCAGUGCAGUUCGGUUUGUGCUACCUGACGAUGAAAAUAAUGAAUCUGUGUGCUUUUCAUCUCCACUACGUGAUGAGCAGCUGGCAGGGUAUAGGCAUCAAUGAAUGCUCAAAACCGGGCGGCUAUAGGCAUCAAUGUACAUACAAACUAGUCCUAACGAGGGAUGGAUAUAUGUUGGAGUUGACCCAAGAUACAGGGAUGAGGCGUUCUAGUAAACAAAGAAAAUGGUACUUAGAUAAGGGCACGUACAACGCCCGUCCG